GGCCCUGAAUGUGCUCGGAUCGAUGAUGACUCCCUCAACAGCAUUCCUUGGAAAAGCUGAACAAAAUGAGUGAGAACUCCCUCCCGUCGUUCUCAUCGAAACUGAGGUCCAGCACGUUGUCCGCCCCAGGGAAGGUGCAGUGGCCACGCCAGGCUCGCGGUCGGCCGAGAGAAGAAGGCCUCCCUGGCCCCCGAGUGCCUGUGGUGUGCGGCACGGCCGGAAGAAGCGUGGCCCGGAACGGGCACCUUGCUGACGCGAGCGUCCGGACGCAUUCCUUGGAAAAGCUGAACAAAAUGAGUGAGAACUCCCUCCCGUCGUUCUCAUCGAAACUGAGGUCCAGCACGUUGUCCGCCCCAGGGAAGGUGCAGUGGCCACGCCAGGCUCGCGGUCGGCCGAGAGAAGAAGGCCUCCCUGGCCCCCGAGUGCCUGUGGUGUGCGGCACGGCCGGAAGAAGCGUGGCCCGGAACGGGCACCUUGCUGACGCGAGCGUCCGGACGCAUUCCUUGGAAAAGCUGAACAAAAUGAGUGAGAACUCCCUCCCGUCGUUCUCAUCGAAACUGAGGUCCAGCACGUUGUCCGCCCCAGGGAAGGUAAGCGUCAGGGACAGCAGGCUUCCCAUUGGCCACACUGCUUCAAGCACCAGCACCCACGGCCUGCGCCUGGGAGAGGCUCGCGGGGUGUGUCCGGGUCAGGGAGCCGUUUCCCCGCCUUAGCAGGCUUUCCACGGCUCGCAGGGCCUGAGGGCAAUGAGCGGC
Molecule: messenger RNA, 755 nt
Organism: Lynx canadensis (Canada lynx)
Lineage: Eukaryota; Metazoa; Chordata; Mammalia; Carnivora; Felidae
Exons: 5
Coding region: 66-713 (215 amino acids)
Source: RefSeq, a predicted model, not a curated record